Messenger RNA from Sitodiplosis mosellana (orange wheat blossom midge), 3476 nucleotides. Its product is annotated as WD repeat-containing protein 6. Bases 204 to 3248 code for a protein of 1014 amino acids. Gene Ontology annotation, biological process: tRNA methylation. Gene Ontology annotation, molecular function: protein binding. The record is from RefSeq and is a predicted model, not a curated record. The transcript has 4 exons. Gene Ontology annotation, cellular component: cytoplasm. Lineage: Eukaryota; Metazoa; Arthropoda; Insecta; Diptera; Cecidomyiidae.
CGAAACACAGAUACACUGUUAAUGUUUGAUAGCAUAAGACGACUGCAAUUGUUUAUUCGAUUUUAUUUCAAUAUUUUGUUUGAAUGUUUUUGUGAAGGAUAAUAAUUGAUUUUCGUGUCCCAAUCCUCGCAAAUGUCAGUUCAUGUGUUUGUGACCAUGUGAACGGUAAUAUUUUGCAAAAGUAUUUUCCAUUCACACGAAACAUGAUUACCGUUGCCGAUUCGAUUGGCAUCAAACUUUUAUCGCCCGAUUGUCUACUGACCGGUGUUGGUAAUGAGUUGCAUCAGUACUAUUUGGAUUCUAGUAACCAGACGGUGCAUCGGCAAAUCAGCCUAAAUUUUCGAAGCAAAAUCUAUGGCAUUUCAUCGUUUGACGAGCACAAUGAAUCGGACUCUCAAUAUGUAGUGGUCCAUGGAGGACGAGAAGUGGCCAUUUUUAUUCUUAGUAUCGACAAGCAUUUGAAAUUAGUUACGCAUUUAACACUCAGUGACUGGAUUAGCUCAAUCAAAGUCUAUAAACCAAUAUCAAGCGAAGAAGUUUCAUUUUGUGUUCUAUCAGCGCAUAGCGUGGCCAGCAAAUUGAAUGUGAAUAUAAAUGGCAAGUGGCGUAUUGAGCACAAGGCUUCAUGCACCGACAAAUGUACGCUAUACUGUUCGUUUAUCAUCGGAAAUGACUGGGCUGAAACGACAAUAUUCGGCGGAACGGCAUUUGGUGAAUUGAUCAUUUGGAACGCUAGUGGAAGUGGUUUGCAAAGAGAAGUUCUUCAUCGGCUGUCAGGCCACAAUGGCGUCAUUUUCUCCAUCAACUGUUCUUUGGCGAACAAUCUCAUCACAACAACAUCGGAUGACCGAUCUGUAAAAGUUUGGAAAUUGCAAUUCCCACCAGAUGCACCAAGAGAUUGGCGUGUUUGUUCAAUUGAGCCGACAAAGUCAAUGUUCGGUCACACUGCGCGUAUAUUCAGCCAUAAAAUCAUUGAGUACAACGGAAAAGUCUAUAUUAUAUCGGUGGGUGAAGAUAGUAAUGUGUGUGUUUGGUCUCCGGAUGGUCACCUGAUAAGUCGACAGCCGAUGACGUCUUCAGUUUCGCUAUGGAAUUUAGACUACGAUUCAACCAGACAGUAUUUGUUUGCCUGUGGAAAUGAUGGCAAUGUGCAUCAGUCGUGCUUGCAGGAUAUUUUGAAUGGAACACAGUAUUUGUGUGAAAAUAUCGAAAUCCAGUACUUCGGGGAUGGCGAAUAUGUCGAUAAGCUUGUAAUCAUGGAAGGCAAUGGCAUUGUUGUCAUGUUAACAAACAAACGAAAAUUAUUUUAUGGCAAAGUAGAAGAUACAAUAUCUCAAAUUGUAUGGAAGCCUUUGCCAGAUGCGGAAAUUGGCUACAAAAUAACUGUAUUGGAAACAUAUGAGUCAUUGGUAGCCACCGCUGGCUAUGCGUUUGUGACAAUGUACCAAUUUAAAAAUGGUCAAUUCAACAAAGUCUACCACGAUCAAUUGGCAAAAGCAUCAGCUGAUAGCUCACCAUUGUUGCGUUCACUGCAAUUUCUCACUGAAAUGGAGUUUGUGAUUUGUGAUGCUCGCGGCAAUGGAUCACUUAUAUUAAUCGAUGAAACGUUCAACGUGAUUAAAAACCAACCGUUCCAAAUGCCACCGAGCAAAGAACGAUGGAUCACAGUGGCAGCUCGAUUCGAAAGCUAUUUAGUAAUUGGAGAUCGAUUUGGCAAUAUGCACUUGUAUAUCGAAAUCGCCGAUACUUUAAACUUGAAACACACACUUUGGCAUGUGCAUGGGAAUUUAGGUUGCAAAACAAUCUUCCGAACUACAAUGGAAAAUCCACUUCAAUUCAAGUGUGCGGGUCAUCAGAGCCGAGUGAAAAAGAUUGCAAUCAAUGCGACGACUCAAGAAUUGGAACUAAUAUCCACACACGAUAUCCCAAUAAAAUGGUGUGAAAAAUCGCUGCAUAUUGAUAAGCACCGUAACAUACUAUUGGCUGGAUUCAAUGAACGUCAUUUCAUCGCCUGGCGCAUUGACAAUAGCUAUCGCUUUGAGUUCGAAUGUGGCGGUGGUCAUCGUGCCUGGGCACUCUACAUUGACCGACGAACAUCAAAAGUAUACUUAUUUUUCAUUCGAAGUAAAUUGAUGAACUGUGUUCAAUUUUAUCUGCACGACAGCACAUUGCAACCGUUCACCAUUCCGAAGAAUAAUUGGCAUUCGCGACCUUGUAACACAAUGCGCAUCAUUCAAUUGAUCAGUGAACGACAUUUAAUCGUUUCCGGCGGUGAUGAUAAUCUGUUGAAAUUCAGUGAAAUUAACACGAUCAAACCGAAUAAUGUGCUGCGACAUCAUUUCGAUAUGGUUGUGCACAUUUCGAAUAUUAGAUCAAUUUUUUCACUUCGACUGGCGACAACAGAUGAAUCAAGUGAUAAGAAAAAAUGGCUGAUUUUUUCGGCCGGUGGCCGGGCACAAAUUUGCGUGACGGAAAUUCAAAUAGAUCAACAACAAAAUCUGCAAUUUCAUGAAAUCUGCGAUUUUAUGCUGAGGUCUAGUGAUUUGGAUCGCAAACGUAAUAAACAAACACAAAUUAUUUAUUUUGAUCCAGAAACACGAUUCAUGAGUUUGGUGGCUUAUUUUGGAAAAAAUGAUAUCAACCUGGUGGGUGGAUGCUCUGAUGGUUUCAUUCGAACUUUCAAAUAUGCAAAUGGUACGAUUUCAUUGGAUACAUCGACGUUUUAUGGACGAUGCUUUCUAAAUGUGUAUCAUUUUAAGUUUAAUGGAUGUAAUUACCUCAUAACUAUGGCUACCGAUGGACUAAUUGCGUUUUGGUCAUUAGACAAUUUCAAUGAAAAUUCACAACCAUUUUUCAAUGUACAACACCACGAUAGCGGAAUUAAUUCAUUUGAUAUUUUUAUCGAUUCGAACGAAAUUUGCAUCGCCACCGGAGGAGACGAUCAGGCUAUUGUUAUUUCAGUACUUCAAAUCGAAGCUAAAUCAAACAACGAAAUCAAUAUUUCCGUUUCAAAAACCAUAAAAUUCCCAUUCAAUCACACAGCGCAAGUCAAUGGUGUCAAAUUUUCUGUGGAUCAGAAAUACCUGUAUUCCGUCAGUGUGGACCAAACGAUAAUGAGAGUAGAUUUAAGCGAUUUUUACAUAAGACAAAUUGGGUAUUCGUGCAUUUCAGACGCUAAGGGAUUGCAAAUCGUCGAUUUAGAGCGUGUUUUAGUUUACGGCUGUGGACUGCAAGCUUUGAAAGUGUGAGAUAUUCUAUUGAGAAGGAUGGUCUCAGUUGGAAAGAGAUAGAAAUAAUCUUAAAAAAAUGUUGAAAAAAAGGAAUAAAAAAACAAACAAUAACAUUAGAGUAUAAAAAAGUUGAAUUUUUCAUACACCAAAUAUAAAUCCCCAUCGAACAGCCCUUCAUGACCUGACAGAAAUUAUAAAUUUAUACAAAAAAAAAUAAAACCAUUUAUAAUUUUGCAUAUGAACAAA